AUGUCCAGCUCCAUCAACAAGUGGAUGGGUUGUGCAGGGACAAGACAGAAACGACAAAAGUGGGAUGCGGAAAAGCUGACCGAACAGGGCACAUUAGUCGAUGCAUACAUCCUCCUUACUGGCAUCGAAGCCUUCUGUAGGGUCCGCUACGAUCUCUGGGGAAUGCUGCCCCUGGGCGCAUGGACCAUUUCAAUAGGUGUCAAACCAAAGUCAGAUCUCCAAAGUGAUAACCCAGCACACAGAAACAGAUUUGAUCCCCAAAUGCAAUCCGCCGCAGUACUUCAUCGCGCCUCAGCCUUGCAGGCUUGCAGAUCCGCGAGGCUGCAACCUGCUGGGCGACGCCUUUUCCAGACGACAAGAUCUCGUUUCGGUGAGAAAGCAGCUCCUUCCAGACCCGAAGCCCAGGACAAGAACAGCAGACUUCCACUAUUCGCUGUCGGCGGCCUCAUUGCUCUGUUCCCCUUCUACUACAUCUUCCACUCCGACAAGCCCGCCGCUUCCGAGCACACAAAGAUCAAGGAGAAACGAAGAGAGGUAGGCACGCACAACGAGACGAGAGAUCCGAGAGACAGCCCUGUCAAGACGCUGGAGCAGAAAAAGGCAAGGGACAAUCAAGCAUGA
Exophiala viscosa is the source of this 621-nucleotide messenger RNA. RefSeq lists its product as uncharacterized. Lineage: Eukaryota; Fungi; Ascomycota; Eurotiomycetes; Chaetothyriales; Herpotrichiellaceae. The transcript has 3 exons. Bases 1 to 621 code for a protein of 206 amino acids. The record is from RefSeq and is a predicted model, not a curated record.